This is a messenger RNA of Dendroctonus ponderosae (mountain pine beetle), 1082 nucleotides long. It is a transcript of the gene Clc, whose product is annotated as clathrin light chain. The transcript is spliced from 7 exons. Gene Ontology annotation, molecular function: clathrin heavy chain binding; structural molecule activity. Gene Ontology annotation, biological process: intracellular protein transport; clathrin coat assembly; clathrin-dependent endocytosis. Bases 122 to 835 code for a protein of 237 amino acids. Lineage: Eukaryota; Metazoa; Arthropoda; Insecta; Coleoptera; Curculionidae. The record is from RefSeq and is a predicted model, not a curated record. Gene Ontology annotation, cellular component: synaptic vesicle membrane; clathrin coat of trans-Golgi network vesicle; plasma membrane.
AGUUCUCCCAGCCGCCGGCGAGGGCUUGUGAAACGUCAGUGGUCAGAUGUUUGACAUUCAAUCAAUCGAUUUUGUAUGACGAAUCAUAAAAAAAGUGUUUCUUGCGGUAAAUAGAAAGAAAAUGUCUGCAUUUGGGGAUAAUUUCGAGCAAGAUGCUGACCCUGCAGCAGAAUUCUUGGCUAGGGAACAAAACGAACUCGCAGGGCUGGAAGAUGAGGUUAAGCCUGCUGCAGUUGUGGUUUCAUCAACACUGGCAAACAGUGACGAUACCACUAACUCUGCAGGAAGUUUUGAAAUGGUCGAAAAUUUCGAACAGGAUGGCUUAAAGAAAAGAGAUCUCUUUGAUCAAGACACUGGUCUUGAUGUAAAGAAAGAUCCUUAUGAUGAUAUUUAUGGAGAGCAGGAAAAUGCAGAUGCGUUUGGUUCCGUUGGUGUGUCCCCGCCGAUGUCUUUUAGCCAACCUAGAGAAGAACCCGAGAAAAUCAAGAAAUGGAGGGAAGAGCAAGUAAAACGUCUGGAAGAAAAAGACAAAGAAGAGGAAAGGAAGAAGGAGGAACUGAGGGAAGUCGCAAAGAAAGAAUUGGACGAUUGGUAUAGAAGUCACGAAGAAACCAUUGCCAAGACCAAAGCAGCCAACAGGGAUGCCGCAAAGAACGCUGAAAAGCAAUUUGUAGCAGAAGACGAUGAAAUCCAACCAGGAACUGAAUGGGAGCGAAUCGCUAAACUGUGCGAUUUUAAUCCCAAAGCCAAACCAGGUAGUAAGGAUGUUUCUCGUAUGCGCUCUAUGAUUCUUCAAAUGAAACAGAACCCCGUUCAAAUAAAAAAUAAAGCUUAAACCAACGUGGAGCUCUAAGUGCAGGAAUUGUUUUAUCUUAGUUACUGCUAAACGUAAAGUGCUAAUACUUAAUAUUAUAUUCGAAUUCCAAACAACAAUUUUAUUUUAGAAGAAUGCGAUGAAGCAUUGUUAAUUUUAUUGUUUUUCCAGUUUAAGAGUAAACGUUUAUUGGUUUAUGUACUGUUAAUUAAUUUGCCUGAACAAAACUUGUAUAAAAAUAGUUGAAUAUACGAAGAGUUGAGAAGGA